AUGCUGACGUUCUUCGCCCAGGUCUUGCUCGUGGUAUCGUGCGCACUCGCGGCGCCCGUUGAGAACGCUGGGAGCGCAACAACCGUAGGCAAGAUUCGCGGUGUGCGCGACCCAAUCUAUCAUCUAUACCUCCAAGUCAACCCUAAUAAUGCAUCAAUCCCCGUCUUAGGCCCCGAAAGUGCAGCUGACGAAUUUACUAUUGGUGGCACUAUUCAAUCGAAGAAGACAAGUUUAUACUUGAACAUCGCGACCGCAUCCACGAGCUACAAGCCAUUGGUCUGGGGGACAGCUGGGCAGACGACAGCAUGGGGAUUAGAGGGUGAUACUAUCAUCACUGUGCAGAGUAGCAGCUAUGGACGACAGUUGAACUUCCUCGCAUACUGGGAGCGAUACGCCGAGUGGGAGGACAUGCAGCAAUUAUCAGACGAUACAUCUACCGUGUCUGUGUUGACGGUCGUUAUUGGUAGGACGCUUUUCGUGUAG
Molecule: messenger RNA, 483 nt
Organism: Alternaria atra
Lineage: Eukaryota; Fungi; Ascomycota; Dothideomycetes; Pleosporales; Pleosporaceae
Exons: 4
Coding region: 1-483 (160 amino acids)
Source: RefSeq, a predicted model, not a curated record